Ruditapes philippinarum (Manila clam) is the source of this 2080-nucleotide messenger RNA. Its product is annotated as linear gramicidin synthase subunit D-like. Bases 57 to 1703 code for a protein of 548 amino acids. NCBI's taxonomy places the organism in Eukaryota, Metazoa, Mollusca, Bivalvia, Venerida, Veneridae. The record is from RefSeq and is a predicted model, not a curated record. The transcript has 3 exons.
AGAGAGGCAUUUCAUCUGAAGAUAAGGUUUUUGAUUAUCAAGAAACAAACGUAAAUAUGUACCAGAAUCCAGAGGAACAGUUCGGCGGAUCUGAGAAUGAAGGCAUUUAUAGUAUUAUAGAACGUCAAUGUAGACUGACACCCAACUAUAUCGCACUGAAAUCAUCAUUAUACAUUAUGACAUAUAGUGAAAUGGAAACAGAAAUAGAAAAAUUGCACUCUUUAUUGACAUCAUCACUGCUAAGGUCGCACAGAGGAGAGCAGGAAAAAUCUAUCGUUGCAAUCCAGAUCCCGAACUCAGUUUCUUAUGUCAUAUCUCUGUUGGCAGUAUUAAAAAGUAAGAUGGCUUUUCUUCCGAUUCCCUAUGAUUUACCAAAUGAAAAAAUCGUGUUCAUGUUAACUGAUUCAAAAGCAAUGGCAAUGAUAACGACUAAAGAAUGUUUUGAUAACUUGUUCAUGGAAAAGUUCAUGCCUAAAAUGAAGCUAGUUACAGAACAUGAAAUAGAAAUCGAAACAAUUGUUGUGGUUGAAUUUGAGAGUGCUUUCCAGAGAGGACUAGAGAUAUAUGACAUGACAUGUGCAGAAAAUGACUUCAUAUAUAUUAUGUACACCUCUGGUUCGACCGGACGACCAAAAGGUGUUAAAGUAAAAGAAUCUGGAGUAAUCAAUCUUGCAUAUGCUCAGAUUAAAUACUUGGACAUUUCUCCUAAAGAUGUCGUAGCCCAAUUUGCAUCCAUCGGAUUCGAUGCAUCGAUAUCUGAAAUGUUUACUUCUCUUCUGUCAGGCGCAUCUUUAGAGACCAUGCAUUUCAAGAUAUUGAUGAAAACAUUACAUUUGGGUGGAAUAGAGAACAUACUCAUUCAACAUUCCGAUAUUGAAAUGACUGCUGUUGUUGCCCAUAAAUGUUCAUUAACAGGAGAAUUAUCAACAGUGGCAUUUGUUGCACCCAAGGACUUGAGGAAAGACGAAAGCAUACACAACCAUGACCAAACAUUUGAAAACAGUAGCUUGAACGAGAGGCAACGAACGGUGGCAAUGUUGUGGUGUCGUGUUUUCAAAUACAACGAAUCCUUCAUGCAAUCAUUAAACCGACAAAGCUCAUUCCGUAAAUUGGGAGGUCAUUCCUUACAUUUAGUUCUUCUCCAUAGAUUGAUCGAAGAUGAAAUAAAAGUUAAACUCUCGUUUACUGAAAUGCAGUCUAUAGAUAUAAUACAGGAGUUUGCAGACAUGCUACAACAGGAUAGUGAUGUUGUAAAAACACACGAGAAGGACUAUUUGAAAAAUAGAAAUGAAUUAAAAGAAACGAUUUUGAAAGAUUCUGAACUCGAUACCAGCUUUUUUCAAAAACAAAAAAGGGUGAGCUCUGUCAAAGGUCUACCCUACAAUACAUGUGUACAUACAUAUAAUAGUCAACACAAUAUUCUUCUUUCUGGCGCGACCGGUUUUCUUGGAGCCUUUCUAUUGUCCGAAAUCCUUGAUCAAUCGAACUGUCAUGUAUUUUGUUUAGUCAGAGAAACAACUGAGACGAAAGGCAUUGAUCGCAUAAUAAUCAAUAUGAAUAGAUAUGGCCUCUGGAAAUCCAAACACAUUUCCCGUGUGACAGUAGUUGUUUCUGAUAUUGCACAGAAAAAUCUUGGCAUUUUGUCUGACAUUUAUGAGCACCUUUCUACAGCUAUUGACAUUGUAUUUAUGAAUGCAGCUUAAGUAGAUUUUAACACCUCGUACGAUGAUCAUAGAAGAACAAAUGUUGAAGGUACCAAAGAAUUCAUUAGAUUUGCAUGUACAGGUAAACAAAAAUAUUUAUUUGCAACUUCAUCACUGGGCAUUUUUCUUUUUCCAAUGGAAGAAACAAUGAGCAAAUGUAAAAGAAACGUUUGUAAAGAAUCUGAGUUCAUAGACGACCCAUCUGUAAUCGAAAGUGGUUACAACCGGAGUAAAUGGGAAAGCGAUCGUCUUUGCAUGCAGGCCAUAGACUUACUACCAGGAGGUGCAAUAUUUAGACCAGGCCGAAUAUCCGGACGAAGUACAGAUGGGGUUUGCACAGAAAAUGAUGUUUUUGCAUCGACCUUAAUUGGUAUGAA